CAGAGCCAGAGCUUCAGCAGCAGUAGCAGCAGCAGCUGAUGAUGAAGAGAGAGGGGGAGACUGGGGGACCUUUUAUUUAUAUUGUUAAAGGGACAGAGCACUAAUUCCAUCUUGAAUUGGUGUGUGUGGAGGGGGAGGGGGUUGGUGUGAGGAGCCUGAGUUUCUCCCCCCAGCCCAGCCCAGCUAGAGGAUCCCAGGGAGACACAGGGAGAGAAGGAGAGUUUCUUCCCCCCCUUGGCCGUCAGAGGAGAGAGAAAGAGACUAAAAGCCUCUUAGCAACACAGCCCCUUCUCUCUCUGCUAAUGCUGCUUGGCCCUGGCUGGAGACACCUCACCACACACACACACACACACACACAGGAGCAGCAGCCAGUUCACCAGCUCCCCCACCCCCUGCUCUCCCCUCCUCCCCCUUUAUUACCCUUUGUGUGUGUCUCUUUCUCCACUGCUCCAGGGAAGGGAAUAAAAGUGGGGUGCAGCCAAGAUCAUGCUGGAGAAUGUUGGUUUUUGGAUACAUAAGUGUUGAAGAACAUAGUGUUUACAGACAAAAUCCUUAAAAUCUGGUUUUUUAGACAUCAAAGGAAGAAGAGGUGUCAUUUCAGUAAAAAAGACAAGGAAAUAUAGAGGUUUCUUGGAGCAUUAUAACACUAAUUCUCUGCAAGGGUUCAGUGAACUUCCCAAGGUUGGUGGAUUUUUCCACCAGUUUACCUAAUCUUAGAUGUAACUUGGGGUGCAAAGAGUUCCACAGAUGAGGGGUAUAAUAAGAAAAGAACCUAGCCCCAGUGACCUUGGUCCAUAGCCAAACUACAGACAGGAGAGUCUCUGAAGCAAAGUUGAAUGUGCACCCAGAAAUUUAAGAAACCAAAAGGUCCCUAAGGUAACUAGAAGCAAGGCCAUGAAGAGCAUUAUAACUUAGAAUGAACAGGAUGAACAUACCCACCUUAUGUCUAAUCUUUAGCAAGGAAAAAGGUUGUUUCAUUGGAAUUGUGAAGUCAUGAAAGAAUCACAGGAAGAUACCCUCAGCACCUUGGAUAAUGAGUGGAAGAUAAAGAGAAAGCAAAAAGAAUGUGGCAUAUAAAGGGUGUAAUACCUGGAGGUAUUAACUCUGACUCAUAUCUGUAAAAAUGAGACUAGCUCUCACAAAAUACAAGUUAUCUUAGACAGUCAUCAAGCUUGGAGUCAUGCUGUCAAACUAAGAAAUUCACCCCCCCCCCUUUCUGACAGGUAAUAGAGCAUUGGUGAAUUAUGAUUUUCCUAAAUUGGAAGCAUUCAUUUUUACCCAUGUAGUUCAUCCUUAUGAAUACAUAAUAAACAUUGCAUAUUUAAUGUGCAUUAUAAUGGGAAACUGACUCAUUAGCAAAAAAAAUGGCAAAUUUUAAGGCCUUGGUUCCAAAUUGAGCUGGAGCCUCCCAAUGCACUUUGUACAAUCUGGGAAAAGAUGUAUUGAAUGGCCUUCUUUUGACGGCCAUAAUGACAUGUAAUAUAAGGAUAUCAUCUUACUGUUGAUAUCUUUGAAGAGUCAUAAGCAGAAACAGAAAAAUGAAUGGCGGAAAGGAGUGUGACGGAGGGGACAAAGAUGGAGGUCCGCCAGCAGUACAAGUUCCAGUUGGCUGGCAACGUCGAGUGGAUCAAAAUGGAGUGCUCUAUAUCAGUCCCAGUGGGUCUUUAUUAUCCUGCUUGGAGCAGGUUAAGACAUACCUGUUGACUGAUGGAACCUGCAAAUGUGGCUUGGAAUGUCCUCUCAUUCUUCCCAAGGUAUUUAAUUUUGAUCCUGGAGCUGCUGUGAAACAGAGAACUGCUGAAGAUGUUAAAGCAGAUGAAGAUGUCACUAAGCUAUGCAUCCAUAAACGGAAAAUUAUUGCUGUGGCUACACUUCAUAAAAGCAUGGAAGCUCCACAUCCUUCACUGGUUCUUACUAGUCCUGGGGGUGGAACAAGUGCAACUCCAGUAGUCCCAUCUCGAGCAGCAACUCCAAGAUCAAUGAGGAAUAAGUCACAUGAAGGAAUUACAAAUUCUGUGAUCCCAGAAUGUAAAACUCCUUUCAAGUUAAUGAUAGGGACAUCCAAUGCCAUGGGUAGGCUUUAUGUACAAGAAGUGACUGGAAGCCAGCAACAAGAUCUUCAUUCUGUCUAUCCUAGGCAGAGAUUGGGCAGUAAUGAUCAUGGACAGAAGUCUCCAUAUCGUGGCAGUCAUGGUGGAAUGCCUAGUCCAGCUUCAUCAGGAUCACAGAUAUAUGGAGAUGGUUCAAUCUCUCCUAGGACUGAUCCACUUGGAAGCCCUGAUGUUUUCACAAGGAACAAUUCCAAUUUUCAUGGAGCACCCAACUCUAGUCCUGUUCACAUGAACAGGACUCCUUUAUCUCCACCUUCAGUAAUGCUACAUGGUUCUCCAGUUCAGUCAUCCUGUGCAAUGGCUGGAAGGACUAAUAUACCUCUUUCCCCAACCUUGACCACAAAAAGCCCAGUAAUGAAAAAACCCAUGUGUAAUUUUUCAGCUAGUAUGGAACUACCACGAGCAAUGUUUCACCAUAAACCACCCCAAGGCCCACCUCCACCUCCUCCACCUUCUUGUGCUCUUCAGAAAAAGCCAUUAACAUCAGAGAAGGAUCCACUUGGCAUUCUUGACCCUAUUCCUAGCAAGCCAGUUAAUCAGAAUCCUGUUAUCAUUAACCCAACUACUUUCCAUUCUAAUGUCCAUUCUCAGGUACCUGUAAUGAAUGUAAGCAUGCCUCCUGCUGUUGUCCCUUUGCCAAGCAAUCUCCCUUUGCCAACUGUAAAACCUGGUCACAUGAACCAUGGAAGUCAUGUACAAAGAGUUCAGCAUUCAGCUUCAACCUCCCUCUCUCCUUCACCAGUGACAUCCCCAGUUCAUAUGAUGGCAUCUGGGAUUGGAAGGAUUGAGGCGUCUCCCCAAAGAUCACGUUCAUCUUCCACAUCAUCAGAUCAUGGAAAUUUCAUGCUGCCUCCAGUAGGACCACAGUCAUCUUGUAGUGGUAUUAAAGUUCCUCCCAGGUCACCAAGAUCAACAAUAGGGUCUCCAAGACCAUCUAUGCCAUCAAGCCCUUCCACCAAGCCUGAUGGACUUCAUCAGUACAAGGACAUCCCUAACCCAAUAAUUGCUGGAAUGAGUAAUGUACUAAAUCCUCCAAGCAAUGCAGUUUUUCCUACUGCAUCUGCUGGAAGUGUUCCCCUGAAGAGUCAGCCUGGUUUGCUGGGAAUGCCUUUAAAUCAGAUCUUGAAUCAGCACAAUGCUGCCUCUUUUCCAGCAAGUAGUUUACUCUCAGCAGCAGCCAAAGCACAGCUAGCAAAUCAAAAUAAACUUGCUGGUAACAACAAUAGCAGCAGUAGUAAUUCUGGAGCUGUUGCCAGUGGUGGCAACAAUGAAGGACAUAGCACUUUAAACACCAUGUUUCCUCCUGCUGCCAACAUGCUUCUACCAACAAGUGAAGGGCAAAGUGGUCGAGCAGCACUACGAGAUAAAUUGAUGUCUCAGCAAAAAGACCCUUUGAGGAAAAGGAAACAACCAACUACCACAGUAUUGAGUUUGCUUAGGCAGUCUCAUUUGGAUAGUUCUGGAGUUCCUAAACCUGGAUCUGAUUUGAUAAGAAAGCAAAAUCAAGGUUCAUUUCCCAUCAGUUCUAUGUCUCAGUUACUUCAGUCCAUGAGUUGUCAAAGCUCUCAUAUGAGCAGCAAUAGUACCACUGGUUGUGGGAGCUCAAAUACUGUUUUGCCUUGUUCUGCUAACCAGAUGCAUUUUACAGACACCAAUAUGAACUCUGGCACUCUUCAGAAUUCAUUGACACAGAGCUUACCUUUAAGAGGGGAAGGUAUGCACUGCCAGAAUGCAAACACUAACUUUGUCCAUGGUACUAGCCCAGGCCCAAACAAUCACCUUGCAGGCUUAAUAAAUCAGAUGCAGGCUAGUGGGAACUGUGGGGUGCUCAGUCAGUCAGGAAUGGCUUUAGGAAAUUCAUUACAUCUGAACCCACCUCAGUCAAGAAUCCACGCAUCCUCCACUCCACUGAUACCAAACAGCAUUGUUAGCAGCUGUAAUCAAACAAGUCCUGAAGCAGGGGGUUCAGGACCAUCAUCUUCCAUAGCCAUAGCUGGAACCAGCCAACCUGCCAUCACAAAGACAACAUCCGUUCUUCAAGAUGGUGUUAUAGUCACUACUGCAGCUGGAAAUCCACUUCCGAGCCAGCUGCCCAUUGGGAGUGAUUUCCCUUUUGUUGGCCACGAACACACACUUCACUUUCCACAGAACUGCGCUUCAAACAACAAUCUUCCGCAUUCUUUGAAUCCAAACCUUCUCAAUUCUCUACCUAUCUCUUUGCCAGUGAAUCAACAACAUCUCUUAAACCAGAAUCUAUUAAAUAUACUACAGCCUUCAGCAGGAGAAGGCAAGUCUGAGGUCAUACUCAACCCUUUAGGUUUACUCAACCCAAGUGUAAAUGCUGCGCUAGCUUUUCUCUCCAGUGACAUGGAUGGGCAGGUAUUACAACCUGCUCAUUUUCAGCUUCUAGCAGCCCUACUUCAGAAUCAAGCCCAAGCAGCUGCCAUGCUUCCCCUACCAUCUUUCAAUUUGACCAUCUCAGAUUUGUUACAACAGCAAAAUAACCCUUUACCCUCAGUAACACAGAUGACAGCCCCACCAGACCAUUUGCCAAGCAAUCAGUCAGACAGCAACAGAGCAGAGACCCUUUUAACCAACCCCCUGGGGAACCCUAUACCAAGCUUUACAGGCACUGACACUACUUCUAACCCCUUGCUCCUCCCAGCUGUCACUGGGGCCUCGGGAUUAAUGGCCUUAAAUCCCCAGCUGUUGGGAGGUGUCCUGAACUCCGCAUCGGGCAACACUGCUAAUCAUCCAGAGAUAUCCAUAGCAACCUCCUCCCAGGCAACCACUACCACAACCACUACAUCAUCAGCAGUGACAGCACUGUCUGUCUCAACACUUGGUGGGACAGCAGUGGUGUCAAUGGCAGAAACAUUGCUGAACAUAUCUAAUAAUGCUGGGAAUACAUCUGGUCCAGCUAAACUCAACAAUAACUCUGUGGUGCCACAGCUACUUAACCCUCUACUGGGGACAGGUCUGCUUGGUGACAUGUCGUCAAUAAACACUACUUUGAAUAACCAUCAACUGACUCAUCUCCAGUCACUGUUAAACAACAAUCAGAUGUUUCCUUCAAAUCAGCAGCAACAUCAGCUUCUCCAGGGGUACCAGAAUAUCCAGGGGUUUCAAGGUCAACCGACAAUUCCUGGACCAGCUAACAACUCAAACCCCAUGGCUUGUCUGUUUCAAAAUUUUCAGGUGAGAAUGCAGGAAGAUGCUGCUCUUUUAAACAAAAGAAUGAUCACUCAAAUGGGUAUAACAUCAGUUCCUGAGAGUUCCAACACUACCCUUCCUCCUUUUCAAGAUACAGCUUGUGAUUUGCAGCAAAGGACUGAACCAACUCUAAGACAACAGGCAAAGGAUGGCCUCAGUGUAGCUGCUCAGGGUGAUUCUUCAGUCGAUGCUAUCUACAAAGCAGUCGUAGAUGCUGCAAGCAAAGGAAUGCAAGUAGUAAUCACCACUGCAGUUAGCAGUACAACACAAAUGAGUCCUAUUCCAGCUCUGAGUGCCAUGAGUGCCUUCACAGCCUCAAUUGGUGACCCAUUAAAUCUUUCUAGUGCUGUCAGUGCAGUAAUCCAUGGAAGAAACAUUGGUGUUUCUGAUCACGAUGGUAGGAUAAGAAAUACUAGAGGGACACGAAUACUGAAGAAUUCAGAACACAGUAAAAAUUCAAGUGAAGGGGAUGGAUUUGAAUAUUACAAGUCAGCAGGUUGCAACACACCCAGAAAACAGUGGGAAGAGGAGCAAAACCCUGGAGGAGAGAUAAAUAGGUGGAAGUGUGAGGAAUUUUUAGACCAUUCAACCCAUGUCCACAGCAGUCCUUGCCAUGAAAGGCCCAAUAACGUCUCCACACUGCCAUUGUUACAGGGUGAGCAGCAUCAGAUACUGUUACCACAGAGAAACUGUCAAAGUGAUAAAAUGUUGGAGGAGCAUUUCAGGUAUAACAAUUACAAAAGAACUAUGAUGAGUUUUAAAGAGAGACUGGAGAACACUGUGGAAACAUGUGCACACAUAAAUGGAAAUAGGCUUCAACAAAGUAGAGGGUUUGGAGAGUUGCUGAACACUUCUAAACAAGACCUAGUCAUGGAGGAGCAAUCUCCAAGUUCCUCAAAUAGUUUGGAAAGUUCUCUAGUUAAAGACUAUAUCCAUUAUAAUGGAGACUUUAAUGCCAAAAGCAUUAAUGGGUGCGUGCCUAGCCCUUCAGAUGCUAAAAGCAUCAGCAGUGAAGAUGACCUAAGGAAUCCAGAUUCCCCUUCUUCAAAUGAGUUGAUACAUUACAGGCCGAGGACGUUUAAUGUUGGUGACUUGGUCUGGGGCCAAAUAAAAGGACUGACUUCAUGGCCUGGAAAAUUAAUAAGAGAAGAAGAAGUUCACAAUUCAUGUCAACAAAACACUGAGGAGGGGAAGGUGGAGCCCGAGAAGUUGAAGACACUAACAGAAGGUCUGGAAGCCUACAACCGAGCCAGGAAGAGGAACAGAAAAAGCGGAAAGCUAAAUAACCAUUUAGAAGCUGCUAUACAUGAGGCCAUGAGUGAGCUGGACAAAAUGUCUGGGAAUGUACACCAAAUCCCACAGGGAGACAGACAGGUGAAGCCUCCAAAACCGAAGAGGAGGAAGAUCUCUAGAUAACAUUGAAUGUCUUUGUUACUGGUCCAGUACUUAUCAAAUUGAACAUGCACAUAAAUCAGUAUAUAAGUAUUGAUAUAGAUAUAUCAAUAUUUAUAUCAAGGACAGAUAGAUACCAUCAAAGGGUGCUAUGAGAAAUAGUGGUACAAUAUUUUUGUUGAUCGAGUCAGAUAGUUAUGCUGGAUAAACCAAUCAGAUUCCUUGAAAGAUUACAGUAAAAAUGUCAGAUGAUUACUGAAUUUUUUCUAUAAUACUAAAAUUAUGAUUAUAAAAAUAGUCCAAAUGUUUCUGAUAAAUUUUCAUUGUGUAUAUAGAUAAUACAGAAUUUCAUGGUGAUAUCUGAAAUGUAAAUAUUGUACAAUAUUGUCAUGUACAAGCGUACCUAAUGCACACUUUAUCUUUUAUUGUACAAAAAAAUAGUGUACAAAAUUCUUUGGUUUCUAUUGAGUACACAUACAAGAGACUACCAGUGUAAAGUGAUAAAUAAAAAUACAGCCUAAAUGCUUUUAUAUGAUAAUGUAAAAGAUGCUGUUUUUGUAUUUAACAGCAGAGAAAAGGCAUGAUUAUGUAAUACCUUAAUUAUGACAUACACUUCACACCACUGAGUGUUCAUUUAUAUUGUCUGUUUGGAAUGAACCUUGCCUGGAAGUACUGUACUCCAUUUCAGGUCUCUGUAGGAGAGUGCAACCUUGCAGAUUCCUAAAGGGAUGUGGGAUCACAGGUCUAAUUAAGAAUUCAAAAGCUGCAACAACUGGUUGCAUUUUAUUUACUUAAGUUUUAAAGUAGAAUGCUGUAGAUUUUUUAUUUAAAAAAAAAAAAAAAAAAAAAAAAAAAAAAGCUUAGAUGGAAUAUUUUAGUCAGCCAUUUCUGUAGUUGAAGUUUCAUAGCCACCUUCUAAACUAAGCAAUUUAUACCACCAUUGACUUUGAACUCCCCCCAAACCCUAUAUUUGUUAACCGAGGUUGUUUAACCUGAUUAAACAUACUGUUUACAUAUAUGAGGGAAUGGCCCUAUUUUGAAAAUAUGAGUGUUAAUGUUGAUUACAAUUUGAUUUUGCAAUGGAAUAAAAGGGCAUGCUCCACAGCGUUCCUAAAAAAUCUAGUAUCCCUCUUACAGUAUUAUUAAACUAGAAGUUAAAGGUGGCUUACAAAACUAUUAGCAACAGUAAUUUUAUCAGUAUUAUGUAACAUAUCAGAUUUAUUUUAUUUAAAAAGAAUUAUUUAUACCAUUAACAGAUUCUUAUAUAUAUUAAUGUGGCUGAAAUGUGCAGGUUAAAUCUAUUAACCAAAUUAUUUAUGUUAUAUUAAGUGAAUAAUGUGAAACAUAUGUAGAAAGGAAGUAAUACACUACAGAUAUACAAGCCUAAAGCUGUGAGCCAUUGUAAAAAUAACAGAAAGUUAAUAAGUGUAGCACAUCAUCAUUUUUUUCAAUUUUUUCACAUUGUGGUGAUGGUACACCCUCCUUCCCAAAGUAAAUUCUCAUUUUGCCCUGCCUUGUUCUGAGAUGGAGUCCUUAAAAUGGACCUCUUCAUCUGGGAAUCACCACGUCUUUAACCUGGAAUUCCUUUUUCCCUGGAGUGGCAAAUUCACGUCCUCUAGAUAAGACUGUUAGUAAUCAGCAUCCUCUGAGGCUGAUGACAUUGCCACUCUACUGAUAACCACCAGUUGGCACUUGUACUGCAAGUAACUAUUCCUCUCCCCAUUGACUUUCCCCAGAACCCAAACUCAAUUAUCUGUGUGACAUGACUGAGAUCCAUUGGCCCAGAGGAUAAAGAGACCUGAGGACAUUUCCAAACUCAGCUUUCUUGUGCCACAGCACAUAGCACUACCACUGGGCUAACCUACUUUUUCAUGUCUCAUACAGACAGCUCUUAUUUCUUUUUCCCCCCACCCCAACCUGAUGGAAUGCAAUUAGCUACACUAAGCUACAGUGGCCUGGAGGCAGGAACCCUUCCUUCUACUGGGUAGGUUCAUUUGUCUUUUGUGUAAUGGCAGGACAGACUGCCAUGGUCCUACAUGCAAACUCAUGUGAAGUGAUCUUUUGUGUAGUUUAGUUAACACUUUUUUGUUACAAGUUGAUGUGUUUGUUAUGUUUAAAGAGUUAAUGUUGUCCAUUUUUCGUAUCAGCCUGCUUUUCUGCUGUUUUGUCUACACAAUGUUUUUAUUCAUAAAUACACGUGUGUGUGUGUGUGUGUGUGUGUGUGUGUGUGCGCGCGCGCGUUUGUUUAUAUUUAGUUUGGUUAUUUUACCUUUUGCUUUUCUGUCCUAACACUGAGUUUGUAUUGACCAACCCUUCCUUUGGCAUUUUAACUAAUUAGGUUUGUACUUUCUCACCAAUGUAUACUUUACAUUAGUAGACUAUGUAAAGUAUUUUUGUGCACUUGAUUUCAUUGGUUAAUAAUGGCAUUGAUGUGGGUGCUAGGAGUAGUUUGUUUCAGUCCAUACAGAUUUUUUUCUCUUUUAGAGUUUUUAUGGUUUCAUGUAAGCAGUUAAUGUAAAUAUUGUGAGCAUUACAGGUCAUGCAGUGUUGUAACAUUUUAAAAAAUGUUGCACCUACUUUACAAUUAAAAAAAUGGUCACUCAUACUUGAA
Malaclemys terrapin pileata is the source of this 9327-nucleotide messenger RNA. It is a transcript of the gene MBD5, whose product is annotated as methyl-CpG binding domain protein 5. The coding region runs from base 1539 to 6740 and encodes 1733 amino acids. Gene Ontology annotation, cellular component: nucleus; chromocenter. The record is from RefSeq and is a predicted model, not a curated record. Gene Ontology annotation, molecular function: chromatin binding; DNA binding. The transcript is spliced from 15 exons. Lineage: Eukaryota; Metazoa; Chordata; Testudines; Emydidae.